UAAUCUUUCCGAUCAAAUAGACUGAAACAGACGUAAAAAGACAAUGGCGUUAAAACCGACGACUUGCAAGGAAGCUAUAGCGCGAUGGGAGAAGAUAAAGGGAGAGAAUUCAACUGAAGCCACGGUCAUAGAGCUACAGUUCCAGUGGCCGCCUAUUGAGAAGAUGGAUGGUGCUCUGUCCACGCUAGUGAGCUGCGAGAAGUUAAGCCUAUCUUCAAACAUGAUCGACAAGAUAGCCGGCAUUGCUGGAAUGAGAAGUCUCAAGAUAUUAUCAGUUGGGCGAAAUUAUAUUAAAUCUUUAGCAGGAAUCGAAACAGUGGCAGACACGUUGGAAGAGCUGUGGAUAAGUUACAAUCCCAUAGACAAGUUAAAAGGCGUCGGAACGCUCAAAAAUCUGAAAGUUCUGUACAUGUCUAACAAUCUUAUCAAGGAAUGGGUGGAGUUCAAUAGAUUGCAGGAAUGUCCAUCUCUAAGAGAUUUGGUGUUUAUCGGGAAUCCGAUAGUCGAUAGCCAACCAGACGUGGAAACUUGGCGAAACCAGGCUUCGACUCGACUCCCGCAAAUCAUUAAGCUGGAUGGCAUACCUAUCAUAAGGGAAUAGCUUACGUAACUAUGAAACAUAUACCCCCUCUUUACUUAUUAUCUACUUUUAAAGCUUUAGCUACCUAAUAUUAACUUUCAUUGUAGCGCACUUUAAAAAAAUAUAAGUUAA
Molecule: messenger RNA, 712 nt
Organism: Helicoverpa armigera (cotton bollworm)
Lineage: Eukaryota; Metazoa; Arthropoda; Insecta; Lepidoptera; Noctuidae
Product: dynein axonemal light chain 1
Exons: 4
Coding region: 44-601 (185 amino acids)
Biological process (GO): outer dynein arm assembly
Cellular component (GO): cytoplasm
Molecular function (GO): alpha-tubulin binding; dynein heavy chain binding
Source: RefSeq, a predicted model, not a curated record